AUGGCAGAUCGGUGUAAGCUUUCUGCUGCCAUUGUAUCCGAUUCUGUGGAAAGGUCGUACUUGCUCAAGGUAGACGGCUUCAAAGGGCACGACUGGAUUCUGAGGUAUUACCCCAACGGUGGUAGAUCGGAAAUCGGUGAUUCUGCCCGUUACGUAUCCCUGGUUGCUGAAUGUUCUGAUGCUAUUGAUGACCUACCAAGACCACCCAUUGAUCUGCGUGAUAGAGAUGGGGAACCAGAACCGCCAUACGUCGUCAGCACCAUCUAUUCAUGGCCAGGGUGCCCUACUUUGUCUGGCGGCCUCAGUUCAUAUUAUCGCUUCCUCAUAGAUAAGGCGGAGCUGGAGCAAUCAGGUGAUAUAAUAGAUGACUGUUUCAGCAUUAUGUGUGUUCUUACUCUCAGUGAAGAGACUAUGGAUGACCGUUUUGUUGUGGUUCCUCCAAGCAACCUGCACCUGCAUUUCGCUGACCUGCUAGAGAGCAUGGAUGGAGCGGACGUGACCUUUCAUGUCGCCGGACGGAUGUUCUCGGCCCAUAGGCUCAUUCUCGCCGCGAGGUCACCUGUUUUCAGGGCGGAGCUCCUUGGAGCCAUGAAGGAGAAAGCCGGCGGUCCCAUUGAAAUCCAUGACAUGGAAGCUGAUGUGUUCAAGUGCUUGCUCCAUUUCAUAUACACCGACUCACUGCCUGAUCUUCAAAUGGCUAGCAACCAAGGUGAAGCACAUCUAGAUGUGAUGAUGGCUAGCCACCUACUCGUGGCAGCAGACAGGUACAAUAUCGAGAGGCUGAAACUGAUAUGCAAGCACAAGUUAUGCAGCCACAUUGAUGCCGACAUGGCGGCGACCAGUUUGGUGUUAGCUGAGCAGCAUUGCUGCAAUGGACUCAAGGAAGCCUGUCUACAGUUCCUUGCUUCUCCUUCCAAUUUGGAGGCGGUGAUGACAAGUGAUGGCUAG
This is a messenger RNA of Triticum urartu, 948 nucleotides long. NCBI's taxonomy places the organism in Eukaryota, Viridiplantae, Streptophyta, Magnoliopsida, Poales, Poaceae. The record is from RefSeq and is a predicted model, not a curated record.